Fonsecaea nubica is the source of this 744-nucleotide messenger RNA. RefSeq lists its product as hypothetical. The record is from RefSeq and is a predicted model, not a curated record. Gene Ontology annotation, molecular function: heme binding; oxygen binding. The transcript has a single exon. Bases 1 to 744 code for a protein of 247 amino acids. NCBI's taxonomy places the organism in Eukaryota, Fungi, Ascomycota, Eurotiomycetes, Chaetothyriales, Herpotrichiellaceae.
AUGGAGCACAUCGACGGGAACGUUAUCAAUCGCGAUCUCACUGCUCGUAUGAAAUACAUUCAGUCCUUCCUUGGUUGGGACGCGGCGAACGAUGGGAAGCUCAUUGAAGCAUGCAAACCGGUGCUUGCUCCCAUUGUCACCAAUGUCGUCGACGCCGUCUACGACCAACUGCUCAAAUACGACAUCACGGCCUCGUCUUUCGCGCCCAAACAGUCACAGGAGGGAGGAGCCACUGUGGACGCCAGCGUUGGCGACCUUCACGCCGGUCACGAAAAUAUCAAAUACAGAAAGGACUUUUUGAAGGGGUACCUGGUCAGACUGGUCUCGAACCACGACUGGUCCCCCGAGAGCAAGUUUUGGGAGUACAUUGACAUGGUGGGCAAAGUCCACACGGGCUCGACGGAUUCGGGCUUGAAACACCGCAAGAACAGACCUGCACUGUUUGUCGAGUACCGCGAGAUCAACCUCUUACUGGGCUGGGUCGAAAAUGCCGUCACCGAUAUUGUCAUGGGUGUCGAAGGAUUGGAGCUGCGGACAAAGGUGGACAUCCUGAAAGCCUUGAACAAGUUCUGGUGGAUCCAGAACGAUCUCUUUGCGAGGCACUAUAUCCCAGGUCUGAGGGAAUCGCGGACACAAGACGCAGAGCGCCCACUGAACUGGACUGACAAGUUGAAGGCUGAUCCGGUAUUUCCCAUUGUCUCUGCGCUGGUGCUUUUGGCCGUUAUUUUCGGGUGGAAAUUUUGA